AUGGGGGGAGUGCUGAGGACUCUGACAGUGCUGCUGGCGGUAGGGGCGCUCCUUGCUGGGGUGUGCGCAGCUCCCUGGCCCCUCCAGCAGCGGCUCGCCUGCCCCGAGCUCCCCAGGCCGCAGUACACGGAUUAUGCCAAGAUGGCCCGCUGGCUGGUUCACCAGUUGGAGUGGGGAACCGUCUCAACGAUCAGCCGCCACCUCGGUGGCACGCCAUUCGGCAAUGCGCUGUCCUUUGGCGACGGGCCCAGGUGCCAGCCCACGGGGCGCCUGCUGUUCUACCUGACGACCAUGGAUGCCACCGCGCAGGACCUGGCAUACAACAGCAAUGCCAGCCUGACGAUAUGCGAAGCGCAGCUGGAGGGGUCGUGCAGCGGAGUAGAUCCCGAGGACCCCACCUGCGCCAAGCUGAGCCUGUCAGGCAGCCUGGAGCGUGUGCCGGCCGGGCAGGUGGAGGAGGCGGAGCGGCUGCUGUUCUCACGGCAUCCCGACAUGCGCGGGUGGCCAGCGGGCCACGCGUUCCACAUCUACGAGCUGCACAUUGCGACCGCCCGACUGCUAGACUGGUUCGGGGGGGCGCACGAUAUCAGUGCGCCAGAAUACUUUGCAGCAGAGCUGCGGGACCACAGCGGCGAGGCCAUCGCGUAG
Molecule: messenger RNA, 648 nt
Organism: Chlorella variabilis
Lineage: Eukaryota; Viridiplantae; Chlorophyta; Trebouxiophyceae; Chlorellales; Chlorellaceae
Exons: 3
Coding region: 1-648 (215 amino acids)
Source: RefSeq, a predicted model, not a curated record